Molecule: messenger RNA, 5586 nt
Organism: Dicentrarchus labrax (European seabass)
Lineage: Eukaryota; Metazoa; Chordata; Actinopteri; Moronidae
Gene: igfn1.1
Product: immunoglobulin like and fibronectin type III domain containing 1, tandem duplicate 1
Exons: 27
Coding region: 213-4907 (1564 amino acids)
Molecular function (GO): protein binding
Source: RefSeq, a predicted model, not a curated record
AAAAGCCUAAACAGCUUUUGGCAGUCACUGCGUCUAGUCAGUAGAGGAACAUCAAGCACAGACUUGCACGCUGCUGGAAGGAUCUAUUACAUUGAAAAAAUUAGGAGAAGGCACAGUGUGACCAGACUGCUGCCUGAAAGGGACCAGAGCUGAAAGCACUGAGGACUGUGAGCAGAGCCUUCUGAAUCAGCAGAGCUCAAGAGGAAACCAAGAUGUGGAAGAGGUCAAAGGUGACCGAUCAAACUGCCGCUGGGCAGGCGGUCGACGAUUCUGAGGGAGUUCACCCAGACGACAAAGGCAUCAAGAAGAAGUCGAAAGUGCCCGGCGUCAUGAUAACGCAGUUUAUAGAGGAACUUCCAGAGGACAUGUCAACUCCAGAUUUCACCCGCAAACCAAUUGCUCUGACUAUUCAAGAGGGUAAAUUUGCAGUCUUUAAAGCCAUAGUGGUGGGCACUCCAACACCUACUGUAACAUGGAGCCGAGCAAAUGGAGAAAUACAUUUUCACCCGGAUGUGUGUCAGCAAAAGUAUGAUGAGACAUCUCAUGAACACACCAUUGAGUUUCCUAAAGUCGCUCCAGAGGAUGCUGACACCUACAAGUGUUUUGCAACAAAUGAAUAUGGAAAAGCUGUUUGCACUGUUGUCUUGAAUGUUAUUUCGGUUGGAUUCUCUAAGAGCAAGGAACUUCAAAAGAAACCAGUAGAAGAUCCAACAGAAUUCAGAAAAAGACUUAAAAAACGUAAUCCUGAUGGAACACGUGAGGUAAAGCCAAUGGAGCCAGAGGACAAGGUCUGGGAGAUCCUCCUUAGUGCAGACAAGAAAGACUAUGAGCGCAUCUGUGCUGAAUAUGGUAUCACAGACUUCCGCCACAUGCUGAAGAAACUCAAUGAAAUGAAGAAAGAGAGAGAGGAGGAGAUUGCAGAGUUUGUUUCACAUAUCACUAAACUGAAACAUAUUGAGGUCAGCGAUGACGACUGUGCAACAAUUGAGUUGGACAUGGACCUCAAGGAUCCUACCAGCAAGAUUUUCCUGUACAAGGAUGGCGUUAUGGUUCCAUUCACCAAAGAAGACAGCGAGGAUUUGAAGCAUAGUUUGAAACAAGUUGGCAAGAAGUAUGUCUUCAAAAUUAAAAAACUAGGUUCAGAAGAUGCUGGACUCUACUCAGUGGAUGUUGAGGGCGUCAAUGUUUUCUCCACAGAUUUUAAAGUACCUGAAGUUGACUUUGCUGUCAAAAUACAAGAGGUUAAGGCAACAGAACGAGAGGAUGCCAUGUUUCAGUGUGUCCUGACAGCACCUAUGAGUGAGGUCAAAUGGUUUGGUAAAAGUGCUCCGCUGACAAAUGGUGAGAAACAUGAAAUCAUUGUGUCAGAAGAUAAUCUUAUCCACAAAUUGAUUGUCCGGGACUGUUUGCCUUUGGACGCUGGUAUCUAUGCUGCUGUGGCUGGAAUCAAAUCCUGCAAUGCCUGGCUUGUAGUUGAAGCCGACAAAGAUCCUGCCAACAAGGGCAAGAAGGCUGCUCGCAAAUCUACUAUGGCUGGAGGUGGCAAUGAAGAUGAUCUGAUGAAAAUAGCUAAGGAACAGCAGGAAAAAUAUCAGAAAGAAAUGGAAGAAAAAAUGGAACUUGCCAAAAAAGCCCAAGCAGAGAGAGAAGCUGCAGAAGCAAUUGCCCGAGCAGAGGCUGAAGCAGCUAAAAAGGAAGCAGCUGAAGCCAAAGCAGCGGCCAAGGCAGCUGCAAAGGCAAAGAGGGCAGCAGCUGGCAAGGAUGGAGCUGCAAGGAAAUCUAAGAAAGGUGCAGCAGGUGGUGCACGCUCUGCUGAGGAUGGUGCUGGAGGAGCUGGAGGAGCUGGAGGAGCUGGAGGUGGUGCAGGGGGUGAUGGAACUGAGGGUGGCAAAGGUGGUGCUGGUGGUGGUGCUGGUGGUGGUGCAGGAGGAGGAGGUGAUGGAAGUGAAGCUGGAGCUAAAGGUGGAGCUGGAGGCAGAGCUGGAGGUGGUGAAGGAGGAGAUUUUGAUGAAGAAUACGAUUCCUUUGAAGAUUCUGAUGAAGAAUUUGAGGGAGCAGAAGGAGCAGGAGGAGCAGGAGGAGCAAGAGGAGCAGGAGGAGCAGGAGGAGCAAGAGGAGCAGGAGGAGCAGGAGGAGAGGGGGGAGAGGGAGGAGAAGGUGGAGAAGGAGAUGGAGAAGGAGGUGGAGAAGGAGGGAAACGCAGGAAACGUGCGAGAGAGGGUCCACUUGUUCCAGAUACAGUAAUAGGAGAUAAUAAUGAUGAGGAAACCACAAAUCAACAAGGUGAAAAAUCUGGGAAAAAAGGAAAACGUCCCAAAAAGAAAAUUGUGGAGGUUGAAGAACCUGUUGUUGCAAAAAACACAGAAGCGAGUGGUGCCAGUGGUGAUAAUGGCACCGGGCCAACAGCAGGCAGUGAUGAAUCUGCUGAAAAUGGUGAGGGUGCAGACGGUGGUGAGCCAGCAGCAGCUGGCAAGCACUCAGGCCGUGCACGGCAAGGCCCAUUGAUCGCGGAGACAGUUAGUGACCCAGGAGUUCACUUUCAUGCUGGGCUUUCUGACUGCAAAGCCAUUAUUGGAGAAGCAGCAGAGCUGGAGUGUAAAGUGAGCAGUGAAGAGUGUGAGGGAAUCUGGUACAAAGAUGGAGAGGAGAUUAAAUCAUCUGAGGGCAUAACCAUUGCAAAAGAUGGCUGUUUCCACAAGCUGAAAAUUCACAAAGUCACUGAGGAAUUUGCUGGAAAAUAUAAAUUUGAAGCAGAUGGACGGAAGACAGAGGCCUUGAUUGUUGUUGAAGAUCCACCAAGAUUUGAUACUGAAGAACUGAAGACAUUUAAAACCCCUGUAACCGUGAAAAAAGGACAAAAAGCUGCCUUCAAAUUACCUUUUGUCGGACGGGAUCCUGUAAAAAUUCAGUGGUACCUUGACGGCGAAGAGCUUUCGGAUACAUCACAUAUCAAAGUAGAGCACUCAGAGGGUUACACCUCUCUGCUUCUGACAAAGCUGCAGCGCAAGGACAGUGGUGAAAUCAAGAUAAAACUUAAAAAUGAGUUUGGCACAAUUGAGGCCUUCAGCCAGAUUGUUGUACUGGAUAAACCCACUCCUCCAAUGGGACCUCUGGAGAUUGUUGAAGCCUCGUCCUCUGUAAUUGAAUUCAAGUGGAGGGCCCCAAAAGACAGUGGUGGCUGCAAGAUAAACAACUAUAUCCUUGAACGAAAUCAAGUUGGCCGCAACACCUGGAAGAAGGUGGGGCCAAUCGGUCCAGAUGCCAAAUUCAGGGACUCUGAUGUAGACCACGGCAGGAGGUACUGCUAUCGCAUCAGAGUGGAGACAGAAAUGGGCACGAGUGAGCUGAUGGAAACAGAGGACAUUCAAGCCGGUACAAAAGCAUACCCUGGACCUCCAUCAGCACCAAAGGUUGUCAGUGCCUUCAAGGACUGCAUCAACCUCUCUUGGUCUCCUCCAGCCAACACUGGGGGAACCAAUAUUCUGGGAUACAACCUUGAGAAACGCAAGAAGGGCAGCAACUUGUGGGGUCCAGUCAACCCACCUGAAGAGAUGAUAAAAACUAAGGGAUUUGCAGUUAAAGAUGUGGUUGAGGGCAUGGAGUACGAAUUUCGUGUGGCAUCAAUCAAUAAUUCUGGAGCGGGUGAAUUCAGCACACCAUCUGAGUUUGUAUUUGCCAGAGACCCUAAAAAGCCUCCUGGUAAAGUCAUAGACUUGAAAGUGACAGAUUCCACCUACACAACUCUGUCCCUGUCUUGGACCAAACCCAAGGACAUUAAGGGGGUUGAGGAUGAAGCCAAAGGAUAUUUUGUAGAGAUCAGGCCUGCAGAAAACACAGAAUGGGAUCGCUGCAAUUCAAAUGCUAUAACCAUGACUUCCUAUACAGUGAAAGGCUUGAAGUCAUUGGCCAUGUAUUGGGUUAGAGUCACUGCUACUAAUGAUGGAGGAGAGGGAGAGACACAGGAACUGGAUAAUUACAUCCUUGCUAUGCCACCUCCUGUGAGACCACGGUUAACUGAUGCCAAAAUCAAGAGUUUCAUGGUGGUGAGAGCAGGAAAUUCUGCACGAUUCAACAUUAACUUUGAGGCCUCUCCUUGGCCUGAUAUCACCUGGCAGAAAGAUGGAGGACCAGUGUCUAAAAAGGUGACCAUCAGCAACACAGAGGGCACAUCCCAGCUCCUGAUUACUUCUGCUGAGCGCUCAGAUACUGGAAUCUAUACAAUCAUUGUCAAGAACAUUGUUGGCCAAGAAACAUUCAGCAUUGAAAUUAGAGUCACAGAUGAGCCUAAGCCACCAGGUCCUGUGGAGGUUGAUGAAAACGUGCCUGGCACAGUGACCAUUUCUUGGACCCCAUCUCCAGAUGAGAAACGUGAUGACAGGCUGCACUACAUGGUGACUAAACGUGAUUCAAAUAAAAGACAAUGGCACACUAUUGCAGAUCGGAUCUUCAACAAUAGAUUCACAGCCUGCAACAUAAUGCCCGGCAGAGAAUACCAGUUCAGAGUCUAUGCAAAGAAUGACAUGGGCUCCUCCAAACCGUCUGAAUCACCAAAGUGGCUGAUUUCUACCAAAAAAGAAAAGUUUACUUUGAACAUGCCGGAAACAAAGGUCUGUAAUCUAGAGUGUCCUCCCAAGUUCAUUGUUCCAUUGAAAAUGCACACUGCUCCUCAAGGGUAUGAAUGCUACAUGAGCUGUGCUAUAAAAGGGGACCCAACACCUCAUGUGACAUGGCUCCGCAACAAUAUCAGUCUGAAUACCAACACUAACUACUUCAUCUCCAACACCUGUGGAGUCUGUUCUCUGCUCAUAUUGAGGGUUGGACCUAAAGACACCGGGGAGUACAAGAUUGUUGCAGAAAACUCUAAGGGGAGGGCAGAGUGCUCCACUAAACUGACAGUCAGAGAAUAAAUGAACACAAUGAAGAUGGCAGAGUUGCUCUAAAACCCUUGCAGAAACAAGUUGUUGGUAUUUCACAUACUGCAUCUUAAGCACACGCUGUCAAAUGUAGAAUGUAAUAUUAUUUAAUACCGCCUGUGAUAUCUUCAUUUUAGGUUAACUAUUUGAUGAACAAAUUCCAACAAAGGCUGGCAUUUAUUUAAAGUUAAACUCACAAAAAGGUCUUAGGCAUAUGAAAAUUGCUGGUAAAAAAAAAAAAAAGCCACAAUUAUGUUUGGUUUCUUUAUAUUUAAAGUGCAAUCUGAAUAAAAUGGAAGCUUGGAAUAAGAAUGUGCAAUUUUACACAUUUUAACUGUAAUAACAUGCAUGUUUAACAGCAAAAUUAUUUACAUUACUUGACACUGUAGAAGUGAUCUUUUUGAUUUUAAAAGUUCUAUUUUAAGGUGUUUGUUUAUAGCUAAUGGAACUAUCUGCUUGUGUCUUUCAAUUUAUUUUUAGAUGCAGGUUUCUGUUCAAGUGAUUAGAUUUUUGGUUGCAAUUGUUAGUUUCCCUUAAUCUCCCCCUCAAUUGAAACUGAGAUGAGAAAAAAAAAAAAAUACUGACAUGAAAAAUGUAUGAUACUGACUGUUACAGUCUGUUCUACAUAUGACAAUAUGUGUGGGUUUGGUGUAAAUAAAUAUUUCAUACUGCU